Messenger RNA from Dentiscutata erythropus, 1995 nucleotides. Lineage: Eukaryota; Fungi; Glomeromycota; Glomeromycetes; Diversisporales; Gigasporaceae. The record is from the annotation of a GenBank genome assembly.
AUGUCGAAUGUAGAUGACCAGAGUGUUAAUAACAACCCAAAUAUUAUUAACGAGUCAAUGGAUUUUAUAAAUAAAGAUCAUGAAAGGACCAACUCUGCCCCUUUAACUGAUUUUACUUUUUCAAUAAUAAAUGAGCCUUCAAAUAAUGAACCUUCUGCACCUUUAAAAAAUUUAUCAAGAGAAAACUGGACCGAUUUCAAUACUCAAUCUCCUAAACUAGAAGAAAAACAAAUUUACCUUGGUGAUUUAACUAUGAAAGAUCAAAAUAUGUUACAAACGUCACGAGAAAUCAUAGAAGAUGAGUUUAUGCAAGAAGAUAAUAAUCCAGAUGGUGUACUUGGUGGUGGAGUAGUUGAAACUCCACCGAAUGAUGAUAAUAAUAAUAAUGCCGAACAUAAUAAUUAUGGUAGAGAAAAUCGUAGAUGGCGUGGUCGCCGUUCCCAAAGUUCUCAUACUGAUAAUAAUGAUAAAUCUGAACCUAAAGGUCACUUAAAUUUGCGUAAAUUAUCGGAUGCUGAAUUUCAAGCUUUGCCUUCUGGUUCACGUUUAUUUUUAGGAAAUUUAUCCACCCAUUCUACUUCGAAGAAAGAACUUUAUGAUAUUUUCUCACCUCACGGAGAAAUUUUACAAAUUUCUAUCAAGAAUAGUUUUGGUUUCGUUCAAUAUGAUAAUCCCGCAAGUGUGAUAAGAGCUAUUGAAAAAGAAAAUGGAUUAGAAGUUUCUCACGGUAAACCAUGGCAUCAUUCAUCAUCGCACGAAGGGGGAUUUAAACCUUCGGGUGGUAAUAGACAAGGAAAACAUUGGAAUAAAAAAGUAUAUAAAGAUAGUUGGCACCAAAAUGAUCAUCGACGUUAUGAUGAAUAUGAUCGCCGACCUAAUGAUUAUAAUAAUCGUCGUGCUUCUUAUGAUUCGAGAGGUGGUAAUAGACCUCCUCCUCGAGAUGAUAGAAAAUAUCGUCGUAAUUCUUAUCGUGAAGAUCAUCAUGAUGAACGUUACCCCCAUCGUUCAAAACCAUAUCGAAUCCCUUCAAGGGAAUUUAUUGAACGAAGACAAAGUCGUGAUAAUCAAUAUCGUUCUCAAUCUCAUGAUGAGCAUGAUGAUGAAUUUCCCUUGCCCCGUAGACAAGGAAAUGAUGUUCCGGAAUGUCAAAUUAUCGUUCUUGAAGAAGCGGAACGUGCUUUUCGUGAUGCAUCCAUUUCUGUACAUACCCUUCAUUUGUCUCGUAAACUUCAUAUUCAGGCUGUCAUUCGUCAAAUGAUCGUAGAAGGAGUACAUGCUGUUAUUUUUAUGGAAAGACACCUCGCUUUAAAUGGUCGAGUGAACAUGCAAAUCUUUGAUCAAACAAGAUUGAGAGACAAUGUUAAAUAUGAUGAAGCUGUUGGCCUUUUAUUAAGAACACGGAUAACACAACGACCUAGUGAUUUUAGAUCACCAGAUAAUUUGUUGUUUGGUGGACAACCAAAUAUACCCCAAACACAACAAACACAUUCAAUUGGUGGACAGCCAGCACCUACAGGACUUAAUUCAAUCUCUUUAAGUAAUGUCAAUUUCGCUGCCCUUGCAAAUCUUUUGGGAACUCUUCAACAACCUGCUGCUGCUGCAAACCCUUCUCCAAAUGUUCAACCAAUGUCUAUUAUUACACCUGGAAAUAUGCAAACUUCUCAACCUGGCUCGUUAACUCAGCAGCAACCAAAUUUUGAUGUACAACAAUUACUUAGACAACUAUCACCUCAAAAUGCUGGAAUUCCUAAUCCACCAUUUAUAACAGUGCCUUCACAAAUAACAUCUAAUUUAGGCCCACCUCCUUCAACUUUUAAUACUUCAAUAGUUGGUCAACCUACCAACACUAUAACUCCCAAUUCUCUCACGCCUAAUGUGAUACCUUUAACUCAACAUCAGCCUCAACAUAUUAAUCCUAAUAUGCAACAAUUUCAAACCCCUUCUAACGUAACAGAUAUCAUGUCCCAAUUUAAACAAUAUAGUACUCAACGAUAA